AAAUUGAAAAAUAAUGGAAAGGACCAAAGGGCAAUUCGACUGUCUUUAGGUUUGUUCUUCUUGCAGCGGACAAAACGUCUCUCGCCUGCGAUUCCGACCUCUUCCGUCAGCUUUCCGUCGAAUUCCCCGAUCUGGAAUCAUAAUUGCACUCACAUAUCAGAUGUGCCAUCAAAAUUCGUGUGUGCAUUUCUCUGCUGAAGAGGCAGUUGCAGCUGAGGAGAGUCUGUUAAUAUAUUGCAAGCCAGUUGAACUAUAUAAUAUUCUUCAGUGUCGUGCUCUGCAAAAUCCUUCGUUUCUCCAAAGAUGUUUGCGUUACAAAAUACAAGCAAGGCGCAAGCAAAGAUUGCAAAUGACUAUCUCCCUAUCUGGGACAGUUAAAGAUGGGAUGCAAGCAAAAGAUCUGUUACCUGUAUACGUCUUGAUGGCAAAACCUGUUUCUGAUACUGAAGUUGCAGCAGGGAAACAGCAUUCUGAAGUUUAUCGCCUCAGUCGAGCUUGUAAACUGUCUUCUUUCACUGAAUUUGAGGGAUGGAGAAGAGCUGAAGCAAAUUUUAUUCUCCCUGAAAUGAAUAAGUUAUCACUUGAUGUCAAAGCUGGCAAACUAACCAUCUUGCUUGUCAGCUGUGGUGAAGCAAGAAAUUCUUUCUGUGAAGCUAAUGUUGGAGGAUAUUGUCUAUGGGGCAAGUUACCAAUGGAAUCACUCUAUUCGUCAUUGGAGAGGUCUGCGAGCUUGACCUUGGGGAAUAGGGCUGAAAUGCUCUCAAAUGUUGAUAUGCAAUCAUGCUUUUUGGAGCCAUGUUUUUUGGAGGAAGGCAGUUGUAUAACAUUUCAUUCUCCUCAUGAUUUGGGAACUAUGGGUUCACAAAAAGUUCAAGUUAAUAUUGUUGCACAAAAGGUUGGGGCAAAAGAAAAGUCUCCGUAUGCCUCAUACACAUAUAGGAACAUCCCAACUUCAUCAUUUUCUAACAUUAUCCGGUUGAGGGCUGGAAAUGUCAUUUUCAACUAUAGGGAUCGCAGUGACAUGCCACAAAAGAUUGAAGUAACUGAAAAUUUCUCUUGCCCAUUUUGCUUGAUGCAAUGUGCGAGCUUUAAGGGCCUGCGUUAUCACUUAUGCUCCUCACAUGAUCUAUUCAACUUUGAUUUCUGGGUGACAGAAGAAUACCAAGCUGUGAAUGUCUCUGUGAAAGUUGAUAUCUUAAGAUCUGAGAUCAUGGCAGAUGGAGUAGACCCACGAUUGCAAACAUUCUUCUGGUGCUCAAAGCCACACAAACGUAGAAGACUGAAGAACCAAGUUCAAAAUGCAAACCAUGUUUUCCUGCAUUUCUUGGAGUCGGGCUCACCUAAUUUUUUCAGUGAAGCACACAAGGGAUUUCUGGAAAAGGAUGAUGAUGCUCUUUCCUGUGAAGGUGAAAAGUCUUCCAUGUCAUUACCCUGUCAGAAAGAUUUGCAGAAUGCAAGGCCUGUUGCAGAAAGCUAUGCUAUUGGUAAACCUAGUGCUGUUGAAUGUAUUGAACAUGUUGCAUCAAACCUCAAUGAGACAGGUGUUCCAAUUGCCAUGGCUCAAUCUUCUGUGGACAUGGAAUGUGUUCAAUCAAUAUCUGGAAGUCCUACGCCCCCGGCCGUGCUACAGUUUCCAAAAACAAGGAAGUUAUCCUUUGAACGGUCAGAACCUAGAAAUCGUGCACUCCUGCAGAAGCGUCAGUUCUUUCACUCUCAUAGAGCUCAGCCGAUGGCUUUAGAUCAAGUAUUGUCAGAUCGGGAUAGUGAGGAUGAGGUUGAUGAUGACAUUGCAGAUUUUGAAGAUCGAAGGAUGCUUGAUGAUUUCGUUGAUGUUACCAAAGACGAGAAGCAGUUUAUGCAUCUUUGGAACUCAUUUGUGAGGAAACAGAGGGUGCUGGCUGAUGGUCACAUUCCUUGGGCUUGUGAGGCAUUUUCAAAACUUCAUGGGCAGGAGCUGGUCCAGGCUCCAGCUAUCUUUUGGUGUUGGAGGUUAUUCAUGAUCAAACUCUGGAAUCAUGGUCUUCUUGAUGCUCGCACAAUGAAUAGCUGUAACUUAAUUCUCGAAGGAUACCGAAAUGAGGUUUCAGAUACUAUGAAAAGCUGAGCAGAAGAUUGUUUGCUGUAUGGCAUUUGAAGUAAACAUAGAUGGUGCAAUGUGUCAUAAUUUUUCAUUUCAGGGUUUCCAUUCCAUUCUUUUAAUUAUUGAGCCAAAAAUGGGUUUAAUAUUCUUUCAUGUACAACAAAGGGAAAAAUGAGGGUUCCUUUUUAAGCUUGUAAUCUUAUGACAUUGUGGAUCCCCUCCUGUUCCAUGCUGUUCAGAUUAAGUUUAUACUAAACACUACUGAUGCCAAUAGCUCUCUUAGUGUCUUAUAUAUAUUGAGGAGCACAUAUUGCUACUAAA
This is a messenger RNA of Vitis riparia (riverbank grape), 2401 nucleotides long. RefSeq names its product polycomb group protein EMBRYONIC FLOWER 2-like. Bases 161 to 2104 code for a protein of 647 amino acids. Gene Ontology annotation, cellular component: nucleus. Lineage: Eukaryota; Viridiplantae; Streptophyta; Magnoliopsida; Vitales; Vitaceae. The transcript is spliced from 21 exons. The record is from RefSeq and is a predicted model, not a curated record. Gene Ontology annotation, molecular function: chromatin DNA binding.